This is a messenger RNA of Candida albicans SC5314, 953 nucleotides long. RefSeq lists its product as uncharacterized. The annotation marks the transcript as partial. The record is from RefSeq and is a predicted model, not a curated record. The transcript has a single exon. NCBI's taxonomy places the organism in Eukaryota, Fungi, Ascomycota, Pichiomycetes, Serinales, Debaryomycetaceae.
AUGAUGAUAACGAAGGAAAAGUCAUGGAAAGUGUUGAUCAAGCUAAUGCUAUUAGUAAGGUGGAUGAACAUAUCAAGGCUAGAUUCAAUAUGCUUUUCAUAAAAUUUAAUGACUUACCUAAGUUGGCCGUCGGUAAUCAGAAAAGCGUGGAUAAAUGGAAUGAAGAAUUUAAAUAUUUCCACGUUGCUUACCCCGAUGUUUUGGAAUUUUUGCUUGACUAUAAUCCUAAAGAUAAAUUCAAGGUUAAAAAGGUAGAAGGUAUUUAUUUUACUGGUUGGUGUUUACAAAUGUGUUUACAGUCCAUUUUUGAUAGGUUCAGAUUGAUCAUGAUUUCUAAGCUACCAAAGCACUUGCAAAAGGAAGCAAACUUAAUCAAAGCUGCUUAUGAUGCUGUUACUAAAUCUAAAGAUUAUACCAUUACUAGUAAGAUCUUGCUGAAGUUUGUAAACGUUGAACAUGAGUUAGUGGUUUGCUAUAAUCUUCCAUAUUUGCUGCAGGUGGAAGAGAAACUUGAGGAAAUACUCUACAACACUUCAAACGUUGUCGAUGAGUAUGUCCGUAGUCUUCCAAAUCUCAUAGGUCAAGUCUUGUACUUCAACCAUGUGAAGAAAUCUGAGGCUUUAAGUUUGUUUUUGAAUAUUCAUACCUCAUACUACUCAAAGUGGAUUCAAGCUGACAAUGAUACAUCAGUACUUCCAAGUUGCUCUACCAUAGCUGAAGAAAUGUGUGAUCAUCCUGAUUAUGCUAGAUUGGUUGACAUUCCAAGCAACAAAUAUGAACUUAAUCUUAUUGUUAGUUUACCAGCACCAGAGAAACCAAAAGGAAAACCAGAGGAGAACUCACUGGAACAAUCUCAAAAGAAGAACCUGAAAUCAAGAAAGAGAAAUAAGAAACACCCAAAAUCAGAUAAAGAUAAAGGUGAAAAAGAAAAAGAAAAAACUUCACUGGAAUGA